UGAGAAUAUGCUCCAUUCAAGAACCUAGGCACCAGGUCUUCUGUCAAGAGACACCCUUGGGUAUUUUUUUUCACUGCGAUUCGCUCCGUGUUGUGACCGUCAGUGCCUCCGCCUGCUGCCUUCCCCACAAUUCGACCUCAACAUAUCUCAAACGCUGGUCCAGCUCGCCCCUUCAUAUAUCAGGGCUGCCUUGACGUUCCAAAUAUCUUUUCUUCAUCCUUCCAUCCAUCUCAUCCAAGUCCCUCGGCGUUCCUGUUGAUCUGUAUCACGUUUCAACAUGCCUUCCUCCCAACCCACUGCCGGCCACCUGGCCGUCAAGCCUGAAUUUCAAUCCUCCCAACCCUCUCCAAUGGCGAAACCCACCGAGCCCAACCGAAACGCCGCCUAUGACCCCAAGAAGGUCCAUAUCACCGAGACCCCAAUGACACGGUCAAACUGGUACAAGCACGUCAACUGGCUCAACGUCUACCUCAUCGUUGGAAUUCCUCUCUAUGGCUGUGUCCAAGCCUUCUGGGUCCCACUCCAAGCAAAGACUGCCAUCUGGGCUGUUUUGUACUAUUUCGCCACCGGUUUGGGCAUCACCGCCGGCUAUCACAGAUUGUGGGCACAUACCUCUUACUCAGCUACUCUCCCUCUCCGAGUCUUCCUCGCUGCCGUCGGUGGUGGUGCCGUCGAAGGAUCGAUCAGAUGGUGGGCCAGAGACCACCGAGCUCAUCAUCGUUAUACCGACACUGAAAAAGAUCCUUACUCCGUUCGAAAGGGUCUCUUAUACUCCCAUUUCGGGUGGAUGCUGAUGAAGCAAAACCCUAAGCGCAUUGGACGAACUGACAUCUCCGAUCUCAACGAGGAUCCUGUCGUCAUCUGGCAACACAAGAACUAUCUCAAGGUUGUCCUUUUCAUGGGUCUAGUCCUGCCAACCAUUGUUGCCGGUCUUGCAUGGGGUGAUUGGUGGGGUGGCUUCGUCUAUGCUGGAAUCCUUCGAAUCUUCUUCGUCCAACAAGCCACCUUCUGCGUCAACUCCUUGGCCCAUUGGCUUGGAGACCAGCCCUUUGACGACCGCAACUCUCCUCGUGACCACGUCAUCACUGCAUUGGUCACUCUGGGUGAAGGAUAUCACAACUUCCACCAUGAGUUUCCCUCGGACUACCGCAAUGCCAUCGAAUGGCACCAGUAUGACCCCACGAAGUGGUCCAUUUGGGUCUGGAAGCAACUCGGUCUCGCAUAUGACCUGAAACAAUUCCGCAGCAACGAGAUUGAAAAGGGUCGUCUCCAGCAGCUGCAAAAGAAGCUCGACCAGAAGCGUGCCAAACUUGAUUGGGGUAUUCCCCUUGAUCAACUCCCCGUCAUGGAGUGGGAUGACUUUGUCGACCAAGCCAAGAAUGGACGCGGCCUUGUUGCCAUUGCUGGUAUUGUUCAUGACGUGACUGAUUUCAUCAAGGAUCAUCCUGGUGGAAAGGCCAUGAUCAACUCAGCCCUUGGCAAAGAUGCCACUGCCAUGUUCAACGGUGGUGUUUAUAUGCACAGUAACGCUGCCCACAACCUGCUGUCGACCAUGAGAGUGGGCGUCAUUCGUGGUGGCUGUGAAGUCGAGAUCUGGAAACGGUCACAACAGGAAGCAAAGGGAGAGGUGCCCCGAGACAGCUCAGGUGAGCGGAUUGUGAGGGCUGGCUAUCAGCCAACCAAAGUCCUCCAAAAUGUCACCACAGCUGGUGCGGCAUAGAGGCUGAAGAGACGACACGAAACUGAAUGUUAUAUACUAGCGACCUGUAUUUCGUUUGGCGUUUGGGUUACGACAAACAAGGCUGGACUCACACCGCACGUUCACACCUAAUUCGAGCAGGCGGCGUGUUCCAGAAGAAAUUGAUUAUUUACAAAGUAGACAUCACUCUCAAUGACAAAGAGCUUCGAUGAUUGCUGCAGAGCACCCAUAUACCCAAGAUGAAAUGAAUGAAAAUUGCCAUGCUCUAAUCCAAA
Messenger RNA from Exophiala mesophila, 1974 nucleotides. RefSeq names its product acyl-CoA desaturase. Gene Ontology annotation, cellular component: endoplasmic reticulum membrane. NCBI's taxonomy places the organism in Eukaryota, Fungi, Ascomycota, Eurotiomycetes, Chaetothyriales, Herpotrichiellaceae. Bases 278 to 1720 code for a protein of 480 amino acids. The record is from RefSeq and is a predicted model, not a curated record. The transcript has a single exon. Gene Ontology annotation, biological process: unsaturated fatty acid biosynthetic process. Gene Ontology annotation, molecular function: heme binding; iron ion binding; stearoyl-CoA 9-desaturase activity.